Molecule: messenger RNA, 1236 nt
Organism: Saccostrea cuccullata (small rock oyster)
Lineage: Eukaryota; Metazoa; Mollusca; Bivalvia; Ostreida; Ostreidae
Product: E3 SUMO-protein ligase ZBED1-like
Exons: 1
Coding region: 1-1236 (411 amino acids)
Biological process (GO): regulation of transcription by RNA polymerase II
Cellular component (GO): nucleus
Molecular function (GO): protein dimerization activity
Source: RefSeq, a predicted model, not a curated record
AUGGAAAAAGCUGGCAUCUUGUUUCAAGCGGAACAUCACAUAAAAUGUUAUGCAGAUACACUUGACCUUGCAGCGCAAAAGUCUCUCAAGGUGAAGCAAGUAUCCCAUAUUCUUGCUAGAAUGAGAAAGAUUGUUGCCUUUUUCCAUCGUAGCUCUGUUGCAACAACUGCAAAGCUGAGAGAACAAGCUGGAAUUAUACAACUGCCUGCACACAAACUAUUGAUAGAUGUACCCACAAGGUGGAACUCAGCAUAUGAUAUGGUUUGUCGUUUUCUUGAAAUGCAAUGUGCUGUAACAACAGUUCUGAGAAUGAAGGAAGUGUCAAGAUUUAGAGACAAAGACAUUAAUUCAUUCACAGAUGAAGACUUAGCUUUUGCUGAGGAAGUCAUGGAAUGUUUGAAGCCAUUGAAAACUGUGACAACUUCUCUCUGCUCUGAGAGCAUGCCCACCAUAUCAGUCAUAAUGCCUAUACAGCACACUCUUCUGCAUAAGAUGCAGACAAGAGAAGAUGACAGUACUGGGAUUAAACAGAUGAAGAACGCAAUUGUGCAGGAUCUGCAGCAUAGAUAUGAACAUCAAAGAGAAUUUUUAACUUUGGCGAGCUUUGUUGAUCCUAGAUUUAAAUCACUGCCUUUCCUAGAAGAUGACACUUUGAAAGAGAAAGUUCAUUCAAAUGUAAUCAACAAACUUGCUGAACUUGGGCCAAUGAAAAUUAAACAAGAGCCCAAGGAAACUUCAGAUCCACCAUUACCAUCAUUACCAAAUUUGGACCCACCCCAAACACUUCAAACAGCUGAUGAUUCCACCCAGGGCAUUGGAGAAGUUGCUGUUGACAUUGACAGCAAUAAUAACAAUAACAGUCCUCAAAGAAAGAAGUUAAAACAGGAAAACUUGGCAUCACUGUACUCAGAUGUGUAUGUUGUAUCUUACACCCCGGCUACAGAGAAAACCUGUUUUGAAAAGGCAACAGAAAAUAUAGAAACUUAUAAAAGUCUGCCUCCUGCACCUUUUAACAGCGACCCCUUACAAUGGUGGAAAAUGUAUGAGGACAAAUGCCCUUUAGUGGCUUCUUUGGCAAGAAAAAUUCUGUGUAUUCCUGCAACUUCAGUAGCAUCAGAAAGAAUUUUCUCAACUGCAGGUGACAUUGUGAGUAGCCAGAGGGCUUGUUUAAAGCCUUGUCAUAUGGACAAACUUAUCUUCCUGAAAAAAAAAUCUGCAGUAAUCAUGAAUUCCUGA